Molecule: messenger RNA, 591 nt
Organism: Cyclocybe aegerita
Lineage: Eukaryota; Fungi; Basidiomycota; Agaricomycetes; Agaricales; Hemipholiotaceae
Source: the annotation of a GenBank genome assembly
AUGAACAAGACUUCGGGGUGCAUCGGCGAUGCCUUACCUCACCCGACCCCCUUUCUGUGUUUUACUCGUUCCUUGGAACCUCCGCGCACAGGAUUUCGUUUCGGACUGAAGAUCUCCACGUUGAACGUCACCACAUCGAAAACGUAUAAAAACCCCCCACUUUCUCGCAGCAAAUGUCUAAGCCACGAUGUUCUCCUUCGGACGCACCACCACCAUCGCCACCAGCGCUGCACACACCAUCACUCCCACCACGCGCGCUGCGUCCAACACAAACACCAUGACUUCUUCUCUCAGGCCGCGACGACCAUUCUCCGCGCCUGCAUCUACACCUCCCUCCCGCCUUACCAGGGCGUUCUCCUGUAUCUCCCUCUCCCACCUCAGGCGGCGCUCUUGCCCCGAGGCACACACCAAACAAACCAUAGAGACCACCGAGACCACCCCCACACCACUCCCCAAUAUCCCCACAUCAUCAUCAGCGCCGCCAUGAGCCUGAACGCCGUCCUCCGCAUCCUCGGCUGCCCAUCCGAGGCCCAUGAUUCACACCACUACACCCACCCUGUCCUCCUCGAUGAUGUGCCUACGGUGGGGUGA